AUGGCCGAGCCGCUCCGCAUCCGCGUCUCCAUCGACAGAGGUGGGACCUUCACCGACGUGCACGCCGCUGUCCCCGGCCGUGACGACGACAUCGUCCUCAAGCUCCUCUCCGUCGACCCGGCAAACUACCAGGAUGCACCCACCGAGGGCAUCCGCCGCGUUCUCGAGCUGGUCACCGGCGAGUCCCUGCCCCGGGGCCAGCCCCUCGACCUCUUCCACUUCGAGUCCAUUCGCAUGGGUACCACGGUCGCCACAAACGCCCUGCUCGAGCGCAAGGGAGACCCCGUCGCCCUCAUCACCACCCGCGGCUUCCGCCACCUCCUGGCCAUUGGAAACCAGUCCCGCCCCGACAUCUUUGAUCUCUCCGUCUCGAGGCCCGAGGCUCUCUUUGCCCGCGUCGUCGAGAUCGACGAGCGUGUCACCAUGGAAGACUACACCGAGGACCCCGCCGCCGCCAAGACGGUCCCCGGUCCGGACGACGCCGACCUCGUCACCGCCCUGACGGGAGAGACGAUGCGUGUCCUGCGGCGGCCCGACCCUGCCGAAAUCGAGGUCCGGCUGGCCGAGCUCUGGGCGCUGGGCUUUCGCUCCGUUGCCGUCGUCUUCAUCCACUCAUACGCCUUCCCGGACCACGAGCUCCUAGUCGGCCAACUGGCCCGGCGCGUGGGCUUCUCCGUCACCCUCUCGUCGCAGGUCCAGCCCAUGAUCAACGUCGUCCCCCGCGGCAUGUCCGCCGUCGCCGACGCCUACCUGACCCCCGUCAUCCGACGUUACAUCGACUCCAUUUCCGCAAACUUCAAGGGCGGCUUCGGCUCCGCCGCCACACGCAUCGAGUUCAUGCAGUCCGACGGUGGCCUUGCCGACUACCGCAACUUCACCGGCCUCAAGGCCAUCCUGUCCGGGCCCGCCGGCGGCGUCGUCGGCUACGCCCAGACCUCUUUCGACGAGGACGAACGCCGCCCCAUCAUCGGCUUCGACAUGGGAGGGACUUCGACCGACGUGUCGCGGUACGCCGGCGCCUAUGACCACGUCUUCGAGACGACCACGGCCGGCAUCGCCAUCCAGUCGCCCCAGCUCGACAUCCACACCGUCGCUGCCGGAGGAGGCUCCAUCCUGGGCUGGAAAAACGGCCUUUUCCACGUUGGGCCCGACUCGGCCUCGGCCCAUCCGGGGCCCGCCUGCUACCGCAAGGGAGGGCCCCUCACCAUAACCGAUGCCAACCUUCUCCUCGGCCGCCUGCUCCCAGACUACUUCCCCAAGGUCUUUGGCCCCGAGGAGAAUGAGCCGCUGAGCCGGGACAUUGUCGACGCCAAGUUCGCCGAGUUGACGGCCGACAUUAACCGGGACAGAAAGCGCUCCGGCCUGUCGCCCUUCUCGCCCCAAGAAGUCGCCCUCGGCUUUCUCAAAGUCGCCGACGAGGGCAUGGCUGGACCCAUCCGCGCCCUCACCGAGGCACGCGGACACGAGGCCGGCGACCACCAUCUCGCCUGCUUCGGCGGCGCCGGCGGGCAGCACGCUUGCUCCGUCGCCGGGGUUCUCGGCAUCUCACGCAUCAUCAUCCACAAGUAUUCGUCCGUCCUGUCGGCCUACGGCAUCUCGCUGGCCGACGUCGUCCACGAGGUUCAGCGGCCCGCGGCCAUCAUGUACCGUGACGAAACCAAGGCCGCCCUCCGCCUCCAGCUCGAGCAGCUCGCCGAGCAGGCCACCCUCGAGCUCAUCAAGCAAGGCUUUCCGCCGGGACGCAUCUCCCACAGCGCCUACCUGAGCAUGCGUUACGUUGGCUCCAGCAGCUCCCUCAUGAUCCGCAAGGGCGACGACGACUGGGACUUCAAGCGCGAGUUUGAGGAGGCCCACCGCCGCGGCUUUGGCUUCCACUUCCCGGACAAGGGUAUUGUCGUCGAUGACAUUCGUAUCAGGGCCGUCGGCGCCACAGGGGCCAGACGGGCCAGCACUCCCUUUGCCCAGAUGAAGAAGCUGAUGCGCCAUUCCUCGCCCCCGGCUCCCAGCGGAAUAAGCCCCGUAUAUUUUGACGCCUGCGGCUACCUCGAGACCCCUGUUUACGAGCUGCAGGGUCUGCCUGCGGGAGCGCACCUGGCCGGGCCGGCCCUCAUCAUCGACAACACCCAGACAAUCCUCGUCUGGCCGGGCACGACGGCCACGAUCCUCGACAGCUACGUCGUCGUCGACGCCGCUCCUCGCCCGAUGGAGUCUUUGCCGGACGCCACGGGUGACGAGUUCAGCCCGAUCCAACUGACCGUAUUCGGCCAUCGCUUCAUGUCUGUGGCGGAGCAGAUGGGCCGCACGCUGAAGAAGACGGCCGUUUCGACCAACAUCAAGGAGCGUCUCGACUUCUCGUGCGCCAUCUUCAGCCCCGACGGCGGCCUCGUCGCCAACGCGCCCCACGUGCCGGUGCAUCUGGGCUCCAUGCAGUUCGCCGUCCAGCACCAGCACAAGCUGUGGGAGGGCCGGCUUCAGGACGGCGACGUGCUCGUGUCAAACCACCCGUCGUGCGGCGGCACCCACCUGCCGGACAUCACCGUCAUCACCCCGGUCUUCGACGGAGAUGCACUGGCGUUUUACGUGGCCUCGCGCGGCCACCACGCCGACAUUGGCGGCAUUCUGCCGGGAUCCAUGCCGCCCACCUCGUCGGCGCUGUGGCAAGAAGGCGCCGCGAUUGAGUCGACCAAGCUCGUGAGCGCCGGCCGCUUCGACGAGGACGAGGUGCGGAGGCUCUUGCUCGAGGAGCCGGCUCGGCACCAAGGCUGCUCGGGCACGCGGAGGCUGCAGGACAACCUCUCGGACCUCAAGGCCCAGAUAGCGGCCAACGCCAAGGGCAUCCUGCUCAUCAAGGCCCUCAUCGCCGAGUUUGGCCUUGGCUGCGUGCACCGAUACAUGUACGCCAUCCAGCACACGGCCGAGGACGCCGUCCGCGCCCUCAUGCGGGCCACCCUCGCCAAGCAUGGGCCGGAGCCGCUGACGGCCACCGACUACAUGGAUGACGGAACGCCCAUCCGCCUCGCCGUCACCAUCUCGCCCGACGGCUCUGCCACCUUUGACUUUACCGGGACAGGCCCCCAGGUCCUGGGCAACACCAACGCCCCGAUAGCCAUCACACACUCGGCCAUCAUCUACUGCCUGCGUAGUCUCGUCUCGUCGUCGAUCCCGCUGAACCAGGGGUGUCUGACGCCCGUCAAAAUCGUCGUCCCCUCGGGCACCAUCCUGAACCCCGCCGCCGGCCUCGCUGUCGUUGGCGGCAACGUCCUCACGUCGCAGCGAGUCACCGACGUGGUGCUUCGGGCUUUCCGCGCCUGCGCAGCCAGCCAAGGUUGCUGCAACAAUCUCACCUUUGGCACCGGCGGCAAGGACGCCGUGACGGGCGAGCACAAGGACGGCUUCGGCUAUUACGAGACCAUCGCGGGCGGCUCCGGCGCCGGGCCGACGUGGGCAGGCCAGAGCGGCGUCCACACGCACAUGACCAACACUCGCAUCACGGACCCCGAGGUCUUUGAGAAGCGCUAUCCCUGUAUCCUGCGGCGCUUCGAGCUGCGCAAGGGCUCGGGCGGGCGCGGCAAGAACCGAGGAGGCGAUGGAACCAUUCGCGAGAUUGAGUUUCGUGUGCCGGUCCAGUGCUCGAUUCUUAGCGAGCGGAGGUCUCGCCGUCCGUUCGGCAUGGACGGAGGGGGCGAUGGACACGCGGGGCUGAAUGCUAUCCAUGUGACGGACGAGAUGACGGGCGAGAAGAAAAUCAUCAACCUGGGCGCCAAGGCGACGACCAAGCUUGGCCCCGGGGAUAGCGUCGUUAUUCAGACGCCAGGAGGCGGUGGCUGGGGGGAGGAUGACGAGGGGGAGGAUGAAUGA
Molecule: messenger RNA, 3858 nt
Organism: Hirsutella rhossiliensis
Lineage: Eukaryota; Fungi; Ascomycota; Sordariomycetes; Hypocreales; Ophiocordycipitaceae
Product: hydantoinase b/oxoprolinase domain-containing protein
Exons: 1
Coding region: 1-3858 (1285 amino acids)
Biological process (GO): glutathione metabolic process
Cellular component (GO): cytosol
Molecular function (GO): 5-oxoprolinase (ATP-hydrolyzing) activity
Source: RefSeq, a predicted model, not a curated record